ACACCCGGGAAGUGAGAUGGCGAGUCACUCACGCCGGGUACAAAACGCCGCGAGGAAACAGAUCGGUAACGCACGCCGCACGCGCAUGUGCCAGUGCCAGCCUCCGCGCGACGCGGCACAGAGCACCGCGCCGCGCCGUGCCGAUCGAGCCGAGCCGCAGCGCAGCGCUAAACGAUGGCCAGGCUCGCGGCCGCGCUCUGCUACCUCCUCCUGGCGGUCUUCCUGUUUCCCGACCUCGCCGCCGCUGUGGAGUGCAGCUGCUCGGACGACGCCGCGGGGCGGGACAAGGCGCGGGCGCUGCGGCUGAAGGUCGCGGCCAUCUUCUGCAUCCUCGCGGGCGGCGCCGCGGGCGCCGCGGUGCCCGCCCUGGGCCGCCGGUUCCCGGCGCUGCGGCCGGGCACGGACCUGUUCCUCGCCAUCAAGGCGUUCGCGGGCGGCGUCAUCCUCGCCACGGGGCUCGUGCACAUCCUGCCCGCGGCCUUCGACGCGCUGGGCUCGCCGUGCCUCGCGAGCGGGCCGUGGAGUCACUUCCCGUUCGCCGGGAUGGUCGCCAUGCUCGCCGCGAUCGCCACGCUCGUCGUGGACACCGUCGCCACGGGGUACUUCCGCCGCACGGUCGCCAGGAAGGCCGCGGCCGUCGUCGACGAGCCGCCGGAGCCCGGGCAUUGCGAGGGCGAUCUGGAGGAGGCGUCCGACGGGCACGCGCACGGAAUGUCCGUUGUCGCGCCCGCGCCGACCGCCGCCGGCGACGAGCUCGUGCGCCACCGCGUCAUCUCUCAGGUACUGGAGCUGGGCGUGGUGGUGCACUCGCUGAUCAUCGGGAUGUCGCUGGGCGCCUCGGAUUUCCCGAGCACGGUGCGCCCGCUCGUCCCGGCGUUGACGUUCCACCAGCUCUUCGAGGGCAUCGGCCUCGGCGGGUGCAUUGUCCAGGCCAAGUUUCGCCUCAAAUCCGUGGUGGCGAUGGCGCUCUUCUUCUCGGUGACGACCCCGGCCGGCGUCUCCAUCGGCAUCGCGAUAUCCUCCGUGUACGACGAGACCAGCCCGACGGCGCUGCUCGUGCAGGGGCUCCUCGAGGCCGCGGCGGCUGGGAUCCUGGUCUACAUGGCGCUCGUGGACAUCCUCGCCGAGGAGUUCAUGAGCGCCAAGGUGCAGAGCAGAGGGCGCCUGCAGCUCGCGCUGAACGCCUCGCUGCUGCUCGGGGCUAGCUUGAUGUCUAUGCUAGCCAUGUGGGCCUGACGGCCUGACCACGAGAUGUAACAAGCUCUCGAAGCGCAGGCGUAUUGUUUCAACCUUUCCAUCAUCUGAGAACGAAGCGGGAGUAGAUAGUGUUUAGGCGGAGGUUGCAAGGAGUAAGAAUGGAGUUGGUGCACUGAGAUGUACUCCUUCUAUUUCAAAUUGUAGGUCGUUUUAGCCUUUUUAUUAGUUCAUAUAUAUUAUUAUAUAUCUAGAUAUAGUAUAUGUCUAUUGAGUAUAAAAGGUGGGGAGGCACUCUGACUGUCUAACCAUGUCUGUAGUUGCUAGGUUAAUCUUGCUGGAUCAGAGGGUCACUGAGGGUGUGCAUUUUGGUCGUGAUAGUGAUGACACCAGUUCGGAGUCAGCCUGCCCCACGCUGAAGUUGCCUGAUUGGGCUUAGUAGCUGCGUGGUGUUGGCAAGUGCCAGGCCCGUGGAGGAGCCUGUGGUGUUUGCGAGUCAGAGCUUGAAAGAACUCGCCAUCUGCAGCGGCGGCCCGCGGACAGGAUGCGCGGGCGCGGACCGGGUCCUGUCGUCCUGGGCUCCUGGCAAGCGAGAAUGGAAGAAAUGGUGGACAUCCUCGCCGAGGAUGGUGGGAGGAUAAAUUGUUGUAAUUCUGCAAUGCAAACACCCCAGAUUGUAACAAGAAAUGAAUUGUGCUUCUGCCCGCUUUGAUCAUGUUUA
Setaria italica (foxtail millet) is the source of this 1915-nucleotide messenger RNA. RefSeq names its product zinc transporter 5. Gene Ontology annotation, molecular function: zinc ion transmembrane transporter activity. Gene Ontology annotation, biological process: zinc ion transmembrane transport. The coding region runs from base 175 to 1236 and encodes 353 amino acids. The record is from RefSeq and is a predicted model, not a curated record. The transcript is spliced from 3 exons. Lineage: Eukaryota; Viridiplantae; Streptophyta; Magnoliopsida; Poales; Poaceae. Gene Ontology annotation, cellular component: plasma membrane.